CCAUGGCUGUCUCAAAGCAGGUGCUCGUUUUUUGUUGGAUUUCAAUUGCUUUGUUGCCACCUGUUACUUGUGGGGAUGAAAAAGAGGAAAAUGGACUCCAGCAUAAUGGUUAUGGCAGGAGAGUUCAGGAGAAUGUCAAUAGGGGAAUGGCAUGUAAGAUUAAUCCAGAGUUUAUGCCCUGGGCUCAGGCACAAAAGAGCUGUGAAAAUCAAGGGGGUCAUCUUCUGAGAGAUAUGAAGGAGAUUACGGAGUGCUUACAGAGCUUGUCCACAGGAACUGGACCAUUGUGGGUCGGUCACGGUUUGAUGAAUAAACAUUCCAUCAGUGACUCUGAGUUGACAAAACAUGUCUCAGAUUCCCCAGUUAAAAGUGAUGAUCGUGAAGUCAACAAUCCGGAUCACCUUGAUUGCACCUACAUGGUCACAGAUCCAUUUCAGCUGGUGACCACACCCAACUGCAACAUGAGCUUUGGUUCAAUCUGCACACUAGAUGUAAACACACAUGUGAUUCCAAAAGAGGCAAAGAAAAGGAGCCGCAGAGAUCUGACUGGUACAAUAAAUUCACUGAAUUCAUUAAUAGGAGAUACUGUCCAACUGUUGGAGAAAACCAGAAGUAUAUUGAAGGAUUUGGAGAUGACAACAGAUUACAUGUCAGAGAGUUACAGGUUGGCAUACCUGCAAACUAUAUACAAUCAUGUAGCACAGAUCUCUGCUAGAUCCAUUCCUAGUCAAACCCAGAUUGAGGAAAUUAUCAACAGCACUUCGGCCAUGCUUCUGUACUCGCAAGAAUGUGCACCUAAGGACAUGGGUGAUCUUGAGAAACUCAUUAUUCUUGCCGGUCACAUUUACACAAAGGCUCUGCCCAAUUCAGGGAACAUCGCCAUGGAAGUUCCAACAGGCACCAUUGUUGUCAACAGCUAUGACUCCAAAAUGCUGUCCGGAAACACAAUUAGCUCAGCGAGUGGAACAUCGUGCAAGUUGCCUGAUCUUCCUGCUUUGAAUAAACUAGUGCCUACUGGGAAUGUCAGUGUUCAGCUCUUCGAAUUUUACGAGAAUCCAAUGGAGGACAGGUCAAACGAAAGCAUCACUGGAGUGACCUGCAGCUUUUCUGUGUCCAGUACAAACUCUUCACUCAAACUCAGUAAUCUUACACAGAACAUUGAGAUAUAUCUGCCUCGGCCCGAUGCUGUUGAGCCCAAAGUUGUGGAUAUAACCUGGAAAAAGGCGUUUGCUGUCACCAUAUUGUUCAACAUCACAGAUACAAAUGUGACUGUGAUUGUUACAGCAAUACCAAUUAAAAACGCAACUCUCAAGUUUAACCUGUACCCACCCCAAGACAGAAACUCCAGCAACAUAAGUGCUAUUGUAACCUACAAAGAGGGUUACCGUUGGCUGAUCACCCCGGAGAUGAGGGAGGAGGGUUAUGGGAUGUGGAAAGUGGCAAUAGCACCAGUGAAUUACACAGCAAGUGACACACUGGCCAUGAAUGUCUCUGUUUUUGUAACCAAGUGCCUGUUUUGGGACACAGAUCUUGGAGAUUGGAGUAGAGAGGGCUGCAUGGUUGGCCCUCUUACAAAACCAACUUUAACUCACUGUUUGUGCAAUCACACAACGUUCUUUGGGAGCUCCUUCUUUGUGAUGCCCAACCAGGUUGAUUUGUCCCAGACAGCAGCUCUGUUUGCCACAGUCAAUGAGAACUAUAUUGUGGUGGUUCUACUCAGCUGCUUCUUUGCUCUCUUCCUGAUGGGCAUAAUGUGGGCCUGGUAUGCCGACCGCAAAGCUCUCCGAACGCGGAAGAUGACUCUUUUGGAAGACAACCAUCCAUGUGCCCAAUACAACUACCUCAUAAAUGUGCAGACGGGUCACAGGAGAAAGGCAGGCACCACUGCAAAGGUAAUGGUGACACUCCAGUUCGCAGAAGGGGCGAGUGAAACUUGCAGUCUGUCUGACCCCGAGAAGCCUGUGUUUGAGAGAGGAGGGGUGGAUGUGUUCCUGCUGAGCAUGCCAUUCUCUAUCGGAGAACUGCAGAGCAUUGAUAUAUCGCAUGACAACUCUGGAGGAAACCCUGACUGGUAUCUGGACAAAGUGACGGUGCAGAAUUUACAAACUCAGGAGGUCACACACUUCCUGUGCCGCACCUGGCUGAGAGGAGAGAUGUGCAAGCGGACCUUUAACGCUGCCAAGAGUAAUGAAAUUGCAAGCUUUGGCAAUAUCUUCCAGACCCGAACAUCCUCUGGCUUCCGGGACGAGCACAUCUGGGUGUCAAUCGUCGACCCCCCGCGGCGCAGUCCAUUCACGCGUGUUCAGAGAGUGGCGUGCUGUAUGUCUCUGCUGCUCUGCACCAUGGCCAUUAACAUCAUGUUCUGGAACCUUCCCACUGAUCAAGAGUCUCCUGUCAUCCUGAAGAUAGGCUCUUUCCAGCUAACCUGGCAGGAACUCAUGGUAGCGAUAGAGAGCGGCCUUUUCAUGUUCCCCAUCAACAUCCUCAUCAUUACGAUCUUCCGUCACAUCAAGCCACGCAUUCUCCUUAAAAAGAAGACCUCCAAGAGCACAGCGCCAGCUGCUGUGGUGUCCAUGAAUACAAUCAUUCAGGAAACCACCGGGCUGUUGACUCACCUCAGCAAAAGCCCCAAAAACAUGCUGGCCGCCAAAGAGAUUAAACCGGAGACAAGUGGAGAUAUUUUCUGGGCUCUAAAUAAAGUGAAUGACGUCAUUGAGAUUAUGCAAGUUGAAACUGUUGGCGACCCUCACUGGUCUUACUGCAGCCGUUUUGUGUUCUACUCUCUGAGCCACCUCGCUCGUCUGCUGGAGCAUGUGGGAGAAAAGGGCUAUUUCCUCAAUGAAGAGCUUCGGCAGGCACGGGGAACAGUAGAUAUUCUGCUGAAGAAGGCAGAGAUAGCGUCUCUCAGGCACACUGACCAAAACACUCCAGUUGUGCAGGUCCAGAAGAAGAAGCAAGGUUGGUGGUUGCCCUGGUGGUUCCUGUUUGUUGGUUGGUUCCUACUCUUUGCCAUGAGUGGGGUCUCCACUUUCUUCACUCUGCUGUAUGGUUUCCAAUAUGGCAGGGAGUCAUCCAUCCAGUGGGUGAUCACCCUUACACUGUCACUCAUCCAGAGCAUCUUCAUCAUGCAGCCUCUUAAGGUGAUAUUUGUGGCAAUUUUCUUCGCCAUGAUCCUCAGGCCAGUAGCUGUAGAGGACAACGAGGAAGUGGAACUACUCCUGCAGGAGCAAAAGGAAAAAUGUGAGGAAUACUCUGGGAGAUCAGUAUCCUGAUUACAUUUCAUCUGAUUCAAAAACAGAUGAUGUUGGUGUUGGGAACAGUGGGUGGGCCAUUUUCACAUCAAUGUGAAUAAUUGGUUUUUCACUGUAUCUUGCAGUUAAGAUCCAUUUCCAAAUCUGUGUAGACAGACUUUACUCUAUAUUACUAAAAUUGUACAAAGCUUUGAAUGUAGCUAAAUGUAUUUAUUUUUUAAGUGAUUCAGUCUAUACGGUUAUAAUAACAGUGUCCUAUGGAUUAAAUUUCUCAUCAAGUUUAUAUGGAUUUAGUAAUUGAGGAAAGAAAAACUGAUGAAAUCACAAAAACUGAUCACUUUAAUCCUAUGCAUAUUAUGGCAAUACUUGUAAACAACAAAACUGUCCAUUGUUAUCCCAAGAUGUUACUUUAAAAAUGAAUGCCUGAAAGCAUGCAAACAUCAAAUGCAAAGAAUAUGUAAAUAGAGCUAGAUUUUGUUGGUCAGUAUCAUUCUAGACAUGACAUUUUAUAUUUAAAUUAUUAGAAGAGCAGAUUCUCAUAGUACUAAAAUGUUCAUCUGCUUGCUAAAUAGUACUGUUGUGUGUCUGCAGUUAUUGUUGAGCUGUAAUAAUAAAGCAAUUCGGCAUCAUCUGAGGAUACUAAAAGUGGUAAUAGGUCAGUGUCAAUUUUGAAUGUUGCAUUUAGGAAAUAAGCCAGUAACUUAUUUUUUCACCUGUGUAAAACAUCAGGAAAUAUUUAUAUAUAACAUGCUAGACAAACCCCUGUAUUUUCACUUUUGUACUUUAAAUAGCACAAAAUGUAUUGUGGCAUACCUUAAAUAAAUAACUCAUUUAAAUGUGCCUCUCAGUGUAUCAGUCAAAAUAUACUUGACAUUAAAUGGAAUUCCAAUCAUUAGUAAACUGAACAAAAACUGAGAAAGCAAAAUAAAUUGUCUAAAGUAUGCAAUUAAAAUACACUUUAUGUACUUUAAAAACAAGACUAUAUAUGUAUACAUACAGCAUACAAUAAUACUGUAUGAGUACACGUAAUCGCUUUGUGCCUGAUUUA
Messenger RNA from Myxocyprinus asiaticus (Chinese sucker), 4299 nucleotides. Its product is annotated as polycystic kidney disease protein 1-like 2. The transcript is spliced from 21 exons. The record is from RefSeq and is a predicted model, not a curated record. Gene Ontology annotation, molecular function: protein binding; calcium channel activity. The coding region runs from base 3 to 3272 and encodes 1089 amino acids. Gene Ontology annotation, cellular component: membrane. NCBI's taxonomy places the organism in Eukaryota, Metazoa, Chordata, Actinopteri, Cypriniformes, Catostomidae. Gene Ontology annotation, biological process: detection of mechanical stimulus.